GAACGAGGCGGCCAACGUCGACGAGCUGCGCGCCCUCGGCGUCCCCGCUGCUCUUGUGAGCGUGGAGAGCAGCGAGGGCCGAGAGCUGGGGACGGCCAUCUGCAACCUGCAGCGGGGAGGCAAGACAGGCGUCAACAUCCUGGCCCGAAUGCUGUCUGACAACGUUUCUGUGCCCAUAGACUCCAGCUUCUUCGCCGCGCGCAUCCGGCGCGCCCUGCUCCACAGGGAGCGCUCCGACGGCGUCCCGCCCUUCUACCGACUCGCCAACGCGGAGGGGGACAUGCUGCCCGGCAUCCUGUGCGAUAGAUACGGCGCCGACUUGUGCGUGCAGUUCGGUGCAGCAGGUGCCGAGCUGCUCCUCGAGCAAGAGGUCCUCGAUGCGCUGGAGGCGACCCUGUCGCCGCGCUGCAUCGUUGUGCGGCGCGAUGACACGCCCGACCGCGAGCUCGAGCUCGCACCAGCGCAGCCUCCGGUCGUGGCCCGCGGGCGCUACGAGGGCCCCACCGCCGUGGUGCACCCGACGGACGCCGGCUUCUCCUACGCCGCGGACCUCCUCGCCAGCGACUGGUCGCCCGGCCGCUCCUUCCUCGAGCGGCGGCAGCGCGGGUUCCUCGUGGGCGUCGUGGCUCGGCUGGCCUCCGGCGCGGGCGCCCCGCCGCGCGUGCUCAGCCUCUUCGGGGAGAGCAGCGGGGUCGCGUGCGCCGCGGCCGGCGCGCACGCCACCUGCGUGGUGGGCCUGGGCGAGGUCGGCCAGGCUCGCCUGGAGGACCUGGCCGCCAGGAACGGCUGCCGCAGCCGCGUCGAGUGCGUCCACGCCGAGGCUCCACAGGCCCUGCCCUCGAGCCUGGGGCGUGGCGCGACCUUCGACGUCGUGGCGAUCGAGCCGCCGCCUCUGGCGCCCACCUACGGCCGACUGGAGGAGGGCUCGCAGCAGUACGCCGCGUGGGUGGCGGCCGCUGCGGCCACGGCGCGCCCUGGGGGGCUGCUGCUCGUGGCGUGCCGAAGCCGCACCAUGUCGGCGGUGCGGCUGCUUCGCUGUGUGAAUCUUGGGGUCUGGUCCGCCCGGAGGCGCGCGGGGAUGGUGCAGCGCUGGGCCGGUGGCGGGUGGGACUUCCCUUCGCACCUGGCGCUGAACGACACGACCGACCUGCAGGUCAUGGCGCUGCGCCUGGACUGA
Messenger RNA from Prorocentrum cordatum, 1177 nucleotides. The record is from the annotation of a GenBank genome assembly. Lineage: Eukaryota; Dinophyceae; Prorocentrales; Prorocentraceae.